Nanorana parkeri is the source of this 2091-nucleotide messenger RNA. RefSeq names its product DNA-directed RNA polymerase II subunit RPB1-like. Lineage: Eukaryota; Metazoa; Chordata; Amphibia; Anura; Dicroglossidae. The coding region runs from base 1 to 2091 and encodes 696 amino acids. The transcript is spliced from 2 exons. The record is from RefSeq and is a predicted model, not a curated record.
AUGACGUAUUCGCAAGGAAAUCAGCACAAAGCAAAACCGGAUUUCAAUCCAACCUCAGCGAGGAUGUGCGUUCGGCGGUGGGAGGGGGAGGGGCGCAGUCGGUGUGGAGGAACCGUGGGAGAACCGGUCCGAGAUCCGCGCAAUCCGAUCAUCCAAACCAACGGGAGGGGGAGAUCUCCACAUACCCUCCACAUACCCUCCACAUACCCUCCACAUACCCUCCACAUACCCUCCACAUACCCUCCACAUACCCUCCACAUACCCUCCACAUACCCCGAUAUACCCUCCACAUACCCGCUACAUACCCGCUGCAUACCCCGACAUACCCGCUACAUACCCGCUACAUACCCCGAUAUACCCUCCACAUGCCCCGACAUACCCUCCACAUACCCCGACAUACCCUCCACAUACCCUCCACAUACCCCGAUAUACCCUCCACAUACCCGCUACAUACCCGCUACAUACCCCGAUAUACCCGCUACAUACCCCGAUAUACCCGCUACAUACCCCGAUAUACCCGCUACAUACCCCGAUAUACCCGCUACAUACCCCGAUAUACCCGCUACAUACCCCGAUAUACCCGCUACAUACCCCGAUAUACCCGCUACAUACCCCGAUAUACCCGCUACAUACCCCGAUAUACCCGCUACAUACCCCGAUAUACCCGCUACAUACCCCGAUAUACCCGCUACAUACCCCGAUAUACCCGCUACAUACCCCGAUAUACCCGCUACAUACCCCGAUAUACCCGCUACAUACCCCGAUAUACCCGCUACAUACCCCGAUAUACCCGCUACAUACCCCGAUAUACCCGCUACAUACCCCGAUAUACCCGCUACAUACCCCGAUAUACCCGCUACAUACCCCGAUAUACCCGCUACAUACCCCGAUAUACCCGCUACAUACCCCGAUAUACCCGCUACAUACCCCGAUAUACCCGCUACAUACCCCGAUAUACCCGCUACAUACCCCGAUAUACCCGCUACAUACCCCGAUAUACCCGCUACAUACCCCGAUAUACCCGCUACAUACCCCGAUAUACCCUCCACAUACCCGCUACAUACCCGCUACAUACCCCGAUAUACCCGCUACAUACCCCGAUAUACCCUCCACAUGCCCGCUACAUACCCCGACAUACCCGCUACAUACCCCGACAUACCCGCUACAUACCCCGACAUACCCGCUACAUACCCCGACAUACCCGCUACAUACCCCGACAUACCCGCUACAUACCCCGACAUACCCGCUACAUACCCCGACAUACCCGCUACAUACCCCGACAUACCCGCUACAUACCCCGACAUACCCGCUACAUACCCCGACAUACCCGCUACAUACCCCGACAUACCCGCUACAUACCCCGACAUACCCGCUACAUACCCCGACAUACCCGCUACAUACCCCGACAUACCCGCUACAUACCCCGACAUACCCGCUACAUACCCCGACAUACCCGCUACAUACCCCGACAUACCCGCUACAUACCCCGACAUACCCGCUACAUACCCCGACAUACCCGCUACAUACCCCGACAUACCCGCUACAUACCCCGACAUACCCGCUACAUACCCCGACAUACCCGCUACAUACCCCGACAUACCCUCCACAUACCCCGACAUACCCGCUACAUACCCCGACAUACCCUCCACAUACCCCGACAUACCCUCCACAUACCCCGACAUACCCUCCACAUACCCCGACAUACCCUCCACAUACCCCGACAUACCCUCCACAUACCCCGACAUACCCUCCACAUACCCCGACAUACCCUCCACAUACCCCGACAUACCCUCCACAUACCCCGACAUACCCGCUACAUACCCCGAUAUACCCUCCACAUGCCCGCUACAUACCCCGACAUACCCUCUGCAUACCCCGACAUACCCGCUACACCCCGAUAUACCCUCCACAUACCCCGGCAUACCCGCUACAUACCCCGAUAUACCCUCCACAUACCCCGACAUACCCGCUACAUACCCCGACAUACCCUCCACAUACCCCGACAUACCCUCCACAUACCCCGACAUACCCGCUACAUACCCCGACAUACCCGCUACAUACCCCGAUAUACCCGGUGUGUUUCUAGUUUGA